GUCAGCGGUUGUAGUGAGGCGCCGAAGCGCGGUGCUGCGCGGUGCCAGGACCGUCCCGGGAUAUUUGGAAGGUUAAAGGUGUCUGUUCCGCAGGGGUAUGACCACCGCGGCGGGGUCCGGCACCGGCUUCGGCUCGGUGUCCUGGUGGGGCCUGUCCCCGGCGCUGGACCUGCAGGCGGAGAGUCCUCCUGCGGAAUGGGACCAUCGAGCCGACCCCGAGCCCGGGCCCCCCGAGCUGGAGGUGCUGCUGCUGGGCUCCGUGGACGGGCGGCACCUGCUGCGGACCCUGGCCCGGGCGUCGUUGUGGCCUCGAAGGGGCUUCCAAUUUUAUGUGCUGGAGAAUAAUCUGGAAGCAGUGGCCCGGCACAUGCUGAUCUUCAGCCUUGCUCUGGAGGAGCUAGACAAGAUGGGCAUUCAAGAGCGCAGCGAGACCUUCCUGGAGCUGUGGGGAAACGCGCUGCUGCGCCCCCCGGUGGCCGCCUACGUGCGCGCGCAGGCCGCGCGCCUGGCGCAGCUAGUCCCAGAGCCCGACCGCCUGGAGCGGCAGUUUCCCUGGCUCCGCCUCUGCGCUCUCAAGUUUCGCGAGCGGGACGCCCUGGAGGCAGUGUUCCGCUUCUGGUCCGGAGCGGAGCGGGGCCCCGCGGCCUUCCCCGUGCGCCGGCUCUGGGACGCGCGGCUUCGCCAUUACCUGGGCUCGCGCUACGACGCGCGCCACGGCGUCAGCGACUGGGACCUGCGCAUGAAGCUGCACGACCGCGGGGCCCAGGUCAUCCACACCCGCGAGUUCCGGCGCUGGCGGGACACGGGCGUGGCCUUCGAGCUCAGGGACCCGGGCGCUUACCUCGAGCCCAACAGGACGCUGGCGUCCGGGCGCCUCCUGAGCCACCGUGGGGAACGCGUGGCGGCGCGCGGGUACUGGGGGGACAUUGCCACGGGGCCCUUCGUGGCCUUCGGCAUUGAGACGGACGACCAGAGCCUCCUGCGGACCAGCAACGGACAGCCGGUCAAGACCGCCGGGGAGAUCACGCGGCACAACGUGGCGGAGCUGCUCCGGGAGCUGGCCGCCUGGGGGCGCUCGCAGGGGGACCCCGGGCCCGCCGACGCCUCAGGUGCUUGGCGGGGGAAGGCGCCCACUGCGGCGCCCUUCACUAUCCACUUCCUGCCCCUGGGCUCCGCGCAGACUCUGCACCACAAGAGCUGCCACCGUGGCCGGUUCCAGCUCCUCUAUGUGUCCUGCGGCAUGGCCCAUCUUCUCAGCCCCGAGCUGGGGGCCUGCGUGGCCCGCGGCGGGAACCUCGUCGUGGAACUCGCUAGGUACAUGGUGGACCUGCGGCCCGAGCAGCUGCGGGCUUUCUCCGCCCAGGUUGGGGAGCUGGCGCGGGCCGCUGGGUUCGCUGAGCACCCUGGGGCCCACCCCUCCGAGACCUUCGCGCGCUUCUGUAAGUCGGGGGACUCGGCCGCUUACCUCAAGGACUCAGCUGUGGGAUCAGAACCUCCGCUCCGCGAGGUCCAAACCCCGCCUCUAGCAGGAAUGAGCCCGCCCUGGGCGGAAGUGGCCACGCCCCUAGAAGCAAUGUGCCCGCCCCAGGCGGACGCGGCCACGCCUCCAGAAGCAAUGAGCCUGGCUCAGGAGGUCGUGGCCACGCCCCUAGACGCAAUAAACCUGUCCCAGGAGGACGCGGCCACGCCUCCAGAAGCAAUGAGCCCGGCUCAGGCUGACGUGACCACGCCCCCAGAAACAAUGAACCCUCCCCAAGAUGACGUGACCACGCCCCCCGAAGCAAUGGACCCGCCCCAGGUGGACGUGGCACACCCCCAGAAGCAAUAAGCAUACCGCGGACGGACGUGGCCAC
Molecule: messenger RNA, 1853 nt
Organism: Dipodomys ordii (Ord's kangaroo rat)
Lineage: Eukaryota; Metazoa; Chordata; Mammalia; Rodentia; Heteromyidae
Gene: Dnaaf3
Product: dynein, axonemal, assembly factor 3
Exons: 12
Coding region: 98-1828 (576 amino acids)
Biological process (GO): axonemal dynein complex assembly; motile cilium assembly
Source: RefSeq, a predicted model, not a curated record